Molecule: messenger RNA, 1901 nt
Organism: Zea mays
Lineage: Eukaryota; Viridiplantae; Streptophyta; Magnoliopsida; Poales; Poaceae
Product: UDP-glycosyltransferase 75B1
Exons: 1
Coding region: 21-1493 (490 amino acids)
Molecular function (GO): quercetin 3-O-glucosyltransferase activity; quercetin 7-O-glucosyltransferase activity
Source: RefSeq, marked validated
CCCUCUCAUCUCAUCACUCCAUGGCCGACAAGCAAGAACACCAGCAGCAGCCCCACGGCCACGGCCACCAUUUCCUGGUGGUGGCCUACGGCAUGCAGAGCCACGUGAACCCAGGGCGCGCCCUAGCCCACCGUCUCGCUCGGCUCAGCUGCAUCGACGGCCGCCCCAUCCUCGCCACGCUCUCCGUGCCGGUCGCCGCCCAACGCCGCCUGUUCCCGUCGCCCACGACGAUGGUGGACAAGGAGGCCUGCAGCGACGGCGUCAUCUCCUACGUCCCCCACUCGGACGGCUUCGACGACGGCGCCAGCGCGCCCAAGACCGCCGAGGACUGGGCCCGCCGGCGCCGCGCGACCGCCGCCAGCCUCUCCGCCGUCGUCGCGCGCUUCGCCGCCGCCGGGACGCCGGUCACGUGCAUCGUGGUCACGAUGGUGGGGCCCGCGAUGGUGGACGUGGCGAGGGACCACGGCAUCCCCUUCGCCGUCUACUGGAUCCAGCCGGCCGCCGUCCUCGCCGCCGAGUACCACUACUUCCACAGCUACGACGACGACCACGCCCGCGCGCGCGAGGUGAGCCUGCCCGGGCUGCGCCGUCCUCUCCCGGUCCGGGACUUCCCGUCCUUCCUGGUCGACACGACGGGCAGCGUGCUGGCCAAGGUCAUCACCGAAAUGUUCCGGGAACUGUUCGAGAGCAUGGACCGGUGGCGGCCCAAGGUGCUCGUGAACACGCUGGAGGAGCUGGAGGCGGGCGUGCUCGCGGGGAUGAGGCGCCACCUGGACCUGGUCGCCGUCGGCCCCAUGCUCGGGGCCUCGGCGGACGACGCGCGGAUCCAUCUGUUCGAGCACGACGACGACGUCGACAAGAAGAGGUACAUGGACUGGCUCCGGGCCCGCCCGGACAGCUCGGUGGUGUACGCGUCGUUCGGGAGCGUGACGAAGGUCACCAGGCACCAGAUGGGCGAGGUCGCCGCGGGGCUGCGGCAGUGUGGGCGGCCGUACUUGCUGGUCGUACGCAGGGACGGGCUCCAGGACGACGACGACGAGAGCAGCAGCAGCCUCCAUGUCCCGCUGGGCUCGGAGAGCUGCCAGCAGGGGAUGGUCGUGGGCUGGUGCGACCAGCUGGAGGUCCUGUCGCACCCAGCGGUCGGCUGCUUCGUCUCGCACUGCGGCUGGAACUCCACCAUAGAGGCCAUGGCGUCCGGCGGCGUGCCCAUAGUCGGCGUGCCGGACUCGUUUGACCAGCCGACGAACGCGUACUUGGUGGAGGAAGAGUGGGGGGUUGGCAUCAGAACGGGGCGAAACAGCGACGGCGUGUUGUCAGGGACAGAGUUGGCAAGAUGCAUUGAGCUCGUCAUGGGCGACGGUGCAAGAGCAGUGGCGAUAAGGGAGAGGAUGAAGGGCUUGAAAACGAUGGCGCAAGCAGCAGCCGACACAGGCGGGUCUGUGGAGACAAACCUUCGCCACUUUGUCAAAACAUUCCAAGCUCUUGAGCCGUGACACAUUUUGCAGAAGACGGAGUGUGUCAAAAUCAGUAUAAUGAAAUCCUCUUAAAAAGGUGUUUGGACUUCGAAAAAAAAUCAGCUAAACUUCUUUUGGAUUAAAAUCUGUUUGGCUUAGCAUUCGACUCCAGUUCCAUAAAUGACAGAUUUUAGGGAAAAUAUCCUUCUCUUAAAGAACCCACAUGUAGAUGAACCAACUCCAUUAUUUCUCUCUCCCAUCUCACUCACCCAGUCAUCUCUCUCCAUGGAACGACAUGAGGCAUGAGGUGACACUGUGACAGUCGACUGUCAAUUUCCUCCACCUUAGCUUAAAUCAUGGAGUCAUUGGCAUGCUACCUUCACUUUUCAUCCCCAAGUCCAUCUUGUAUUGUAUCAUAUCAAUAAGAAAACACCCUUGUUCAACUUU